AUGUCGAUUGGUUAUGGUGAUAUUGUUCCAAAUACCUAUUGCGGUCGAACCUUAUCUAUAACCACGGGAAUUGUGGGAGCCGGUGUUUCAUCUGCGUUGAUCGCCGUUAUUUCUAGGAAGCUGGAAUUAAGUAAGCCAGAGAAACAUGUCAACAAUUUUAUGUCCGAUUCAAAGCUAUCCAGUCGCUGUAGGAAUGCAGCUGCUUCAGUUUUGCAGAAUAUUUGGUGUGUAGUUUUAACUUCUAGUCGAAAAAUAUUUCAAAAAUUUUUGACUAAUGCAAAUCUGCUGAUACACAAGUACAAAAAAUCACCGUUCAAGGGUGACGAACUGAAAUUGCGACAGCACCAACGAAAGUUUCUUCAGUCAAUCAAUGAUUUUCGAAGAAUUAAAUGGGAGCAACGGCGGUUGCAAGAAAAAGGCAAUUCGCUCAUUGACGUUGGAAAGGUUGAUCACUACUGA
Messenger RNA from Enterobius vermicularis (human pinworm), 459 nucleotides. The record is from the annotation of a GenBank genome assembly. Lineage: Eukaryota; Metazoa; Nematoda; Chromadorea; Rhabditida; Oxyuridae.